This is a messenger RNA of Passer montanus (Eurasian tree sparrow), 2848 nucleotides long. It is a transcript of the gene AVL9, whose product is annotated as AVL9 cell migration associated. Gene Ontology annotation, cellular component: cytoplasm. The transcript is spliced from 16 exons. The record is from RefSeq and is a predicted model, not a curated record. NCBI's taxonomy places the organism in Eukaryota, Metazoa, Chordata, Aves, Passeriformes, Passeridae. Bases 100 to 2010 code for a protein of 636 amino acids.
CGCAGGCGGCCGGGGCUGCGUCCCCGCCGGACCCCGGGGGGCGGAGCGAGAGCCCGGGCUCGGCGGCAUCCUCCGGCGCGGCCAUCGCCGGGCUGCUCCAUGGAGAAGCGGGGCCCGGUGCUGCACAUCGUGGUGGUGGGCUUCCACCACAAGAAGGGCUGCCAGGUUGAAUUUUCGUAUCCUCCCCUAAAACCUGGAGAAGGACAUGACAGCCACAGUUUACCAGAGGAGUGGAAGUACUUGCCAUUCCUUGCCUUACCGGAUGGCGCUCACAACUAUCAGGAAGAUACUGUGUUUUUCCAUCUCCCUCCGAGAUGCGGGGAUCGAACCACGGUGUAUGGCGUCUCCUGCUACCGGCAGAUUGAAGCAAAGGCAUUAAAAGUACGGCAAGCAGACAUCACCCGAGAAACUGUACAGAAAAGUGUCUGUGUUCUCAGCCAGCUGCCUUUGUAUGGGUUACUUCAGGCAAAGCUGCAACUCAUCACACAUGCAUAUUUUGAAGAAAAAGACUUCUCACAAAUUUCAAUUCUAAAGGAACUUUAUGAUCAUAUGAAUAGUUCCUUGGGCAAUACUUCGUUAGAAGGGUCACAAGUUUAUCUUGGUCUGUCUCCUCGGGAUCUUGUUCUCCAUUUUAGACACAAGGUCUUGAUCCUUUUUAAAUUGAUUCUUCUAGAGAAAAAGGUGCUGUUUUAUAUUUCUCCUGUAAAUAGAUUGGUGGGAGCUCUGAUGACUGUCUUGUCACUCUUUCCUGGUAUGAUUGAACAUGGUCUUAGUGACUGCUCACAGUACAGACCGAGAAAGAGCAUAUCAGAGGAUGCUGGCUCGCAGGAAAAUCCACCACAGUUAGAUGACUAUGUUUCUGUGUCUGCUGCUGAUGCUGCAAAUGCAAAUUUAGGAAUGGGAAAGGGAGACAGGAAGAUGGCAGGAGAUAAUUCACUGGAAGAUCAAAAAGCAAAUGUGCCUUUCUCCCAGGCCGAGAAGACUUGCAAUGGAGCUCAGUCCUCCAAUGGUACUGUGCAGCGCUUGAAAGUUCCUUCCCGAGCUUCUCCAGCAUCCUCAGAAAGUGACUGGGAGACCCUGGAUCCCAGCAUUUUGGAGGAGUCUAAUUUGAAAGAAGGAGAACGUGAGAAUGCAGCGUCAGAACAGGCGGGAAAUGUUCGGAGCAAAGCUGUGAGCUCUGAGGGCCUUCCCAUCACUGUGCAGCCCCAGGCAAACACGGGGCACACGGUGCUUGUUCAAGGCCUGGUGUCUGGGUUGGAGGAGGACCAGUAUGGGAUGCCACUGGCUAUUUUUACAAAGGGGUACCUCUGUUUGCCGUACAUGGCGCUGCAGCAGCAUCAUCUCCUGUCGGAUGUGACGGUGCGCGGCUUUGUGGCGGGAGCUACCAAUAUCCUGUUCCGUCAGCAGAAGCACCUGAGCGAUGCAAUUGUGGAAAUAGAAGAUGCUCAGGUGCAAAUCCACGAUCCAGAGCUCCGUAAGAUCCUGAACCCAACAACUGCUGACCUGAGAUUUUCAGAUUACUUGGUGAAGCAUGUAACUGAGAACAGAGAUGAUGUGUUCCUUGAUGGCACUGGAUGGGAAGGAGGAGAUGAGUGGAUCAGGGCUCAGUUCAGUGCUUAUCUUCAUGCACUGCUUGCUGCUGUGCUGCAACCAGACAAUGAAAAGAUUUUGUCAGACUUUGGAACAGGAUUUGUAACAGCCUGGAAAAAUACCCACAACUACAGAGUAUGGAAUAGUAACAAGCAUCCAGCUCUUGCAGAGGUAAAUUCUAGCCAUCCGUUCCAGGGACAGUACUCUGUAUCAGAUGUUAAGUUAAGGUUGUCACAUUCAGUGCAAAACAGUGAACGUGGAAAGAAGAUUGGAAAUGUGAUGGUUUCUACCAGCCGGAAUGUGGUACAAACAGGAAAAGCUGUAGGUCAGUCUGUUGGAGGAGCCUUCACGAGUGCAAAAUCAGCAAUGUCAUCGUGGUUUUCCACUUUCACACACUCAACCCAAAGCCUUGGGGACUAAACGCUGGUUUGGCAGAAUGCUGCUGACUGUUUCAGGUGCAAUCUUUCUCUGAGCUGUAAAAAGACCACUCCAAAAUGUAGGAGUGCAGAUUACCUGCCCAGGACCAAAAUAAGGUAUAUGUUGCUUGCAAGCAGAUGUGGAAUAUUAUUAUUCACUUUCCCUAGAAGUACAGAAGAAUGGUGAGUGUCACCAUGCAGUGGGAUGGCAUUUGCAGUGUAUUGGUUAUAUUUAAAAUGACUACUUCUCUUUAAAACUGAGCCUUUAUAAAGACAUUAGCAAAUGGGGCUUGUUGCAAGCCAAAUGUGUUUGACUUUAGAUUUGUACAUUUUCUUGGAUGUUGAAGAUAUUUAUGUAAAGUAGUUCUAUUUUUCAAUCCAGAUAGCCAAAUGUUUGUGAAUUCUUGUUAGAAAUGAGCAAAUAUAAAUAAUAAUUCUUCUUUUAGGUUGGAUUUAGAGAAUCUCUGCAACCCUUAAAGGGUGGAACUUUCACACUUUUACCUGCAAAUUAAAAUCAACAAGGUGCAGAGUAAGACUGUGGCUGACAAGAGUUUUUUUUCCCUCUAUUCCCUGUAUCCAUGUAGAGUUGUUUGAAUUAAUCUAUCUCUAGCUCUCUUUGUGUCUUCAAAUCUGUGUAACAGUUGCAAAAUCAGUAGUUUUUUUCAUGUUAUGCAGUAGGCCUUCAUACCUUUGGCUAUGUUUUGGCUGAGUUUUUCCCCAGGACAUGAAUGGGAUUCCAGUUGGAGAGAUCUCUUCAGGGAAAGAAUUACAAAGCAUUUCUCCCAAGCUGGGAUUGGAUCAUUUUGUAAGUUAGGAUGCCAUUACAACAUUAAUGUAGUUGC